Molecule: messenger RNA, 1113 nt
Organism: Oryza sativa Japonica Group (Japanese rice)
Lineage: Eukaryota; Viridiplantae; Streptophyta; Magnoliopsida; Poales; Poaceae
Source: RefSeq, a predicted model, not a curated record
GAGAGAGGAGAGAGAGAGAGAGAAGGAAGAGAAAGCUCUAGAGCUCGAGCUGCGCGGCGUGAGGAGAUGAGCGGCGAGGUGGCGGCGGCGGUCGGCGGUGGCGCCCCGGAGGAGAACGGCGCCCCUCCGAACGUCACCAUCUACAUCAACAACCUCAACGAGAAGAUCAAGCUCGAGGAACUUAAGAAAUCGCUCCGCGCUGUUUUCUCCCAGUUUGGGAAGAUUCUUGAUGUUCUCGCUUUCAAGACUUUGAAGCAUAAAGGCCAAGCCUGGGUUGUGUUUGAAGAUGUUGCUUCAGCAACUGAGGCUUUGAAGAGCAUGCAAGACUUCCCCUUCCAUAAUAAACCUAUGAGAAUCCAAUAUGCCAAGACCAAAUCGGAUAUUAUAGCAAAAGCUGAUGGCACCUUUGUACCUCGAGAAAGAAGGAAGAGGAACGAUGAGAAACCUGAAAAGAAGCAGAAGCGUGAGCAGCACCAUGAUGUGAGUCAAGUUGGCUUAGGUGUGAAUGCUUACCCCGGUGUUUAUGGAGCUCCUCCGCUCUCUCAGCUACCUUUUGCUGGCGCACAGAAGGUCAUGAUGCCGGAGAUAAUUGUACCGAAUAACAUCCUCUUCGUCCAAAACCUCCCACAUGAGACGACCCCUAUGAUGCUUCAGAUGCUCUUCUGUCAGUACCCAGGGUUCAAGGAAGUCAGAAUGGUUGAAGCAAAGCCUGGGAUUGCUUUCGUGGAGUACGGCGACGAGGGGCAGGCUACCGCUGCCAUGAACCAUCUUCAGGGGUUCAAAAUUACGAAAGAUAACCAGAUGCUUAUCUCGUAUGCGAAGAAGUAAAUGUACUAUUGACUUGCUCGAUGAAUGUUGUAGUCCCAAGUUUUCGCAUAAUCCAUAGAUUUUCAUUGUUAGGUAGACUACACCAUGACAACCAUGUUAAUGUACUACUGCUCAGCUGCCCGUGUGUGUUUCAGGAAUGAGAUGAAAUUUGAACCAUCUUUGCAGUCGUGAGUUCUCCUAGUUAGUUCCACUCGUGUUCCCUUGUGUAAAAUAUGGCAGCUUGAGACGAUUUACAUUUAUGCUAUUGCUGUUAGCCUCGUUAAAAUAUUUACCAUCUCAUAGUCA